This is a messenger RNA of Pseudovirgaria hyperparasitica, 855 nucleotides long. RefSeq lists its product as uncharacterized. The transcript has a single exon. The record is from RefSeq and is a predicted model, not a curated record. NCBI's taxonomy places the organism in Eukaryota, Fungi, Ascomycota, Dothideomycetes, Acrospermales, Acrospermaceae. The coding region runs from base 1 to 855 and encodes 284 amino acids.
AUGGAAUCACAAACUACCCCAACCACCUACCCCGAACCCCAACAACAUCAAGAAGAAGAAGAACAACAAGAAGAAGAACUCAAAACCCUUCCUCCCCUCUUCACAAUCACAAAACAACCCAACCCUUCCAAGCCCAUCCUCCUCCCCAUCUCCAUCCGCAAAACCAACUUCACCCUCUCCGUCCCCGCAAUCCACCGACAACCCACCCCCCCAACCUUCGAAUUCCGCAUCGCACUCCACACCGACCCAUCCUACGUCCACGAAACCCACAUCCAGAUCCUCCUCCAAGCUGCCCUCCAUAAUCCCAGCUUGCAGUGUCUGGCUCUGGAUGUCAAUUGGCACUUUCACCAUGAUGACCCGGGGAGGCGGGCGCUGAUUGAGAGGGAUUUUGUACGGGGACUUCUUGGCUGUGUUGUUGGGGAGCGGGAGGGGCCGGUUCGGCUGCGGUUGCGGUUUGAUCGGAGGUUGUGGAGGGGGGGUGAGGAUUGUGGGGAUGGUGAUGAUGGUGACGAUGGUGAGGCCAGUACGGAUGGUGAGAAUAGCAGCUACGACACAGGUACAGCAAAGCCAUGCCGGUCAUUCUUCACGAUUUUCCUACACGCAAUGCUCGAUAUGCUCGACACGCUCGACACGCCGGACCCACAAGGCAGGGAGGUAUUGGCAAGCGCACUCGAUACAUUUGAGCAUGGGCCCCCGGGCGUGCUUCCGGAUGUCGGAUAUCUUGAGAUCGGGAACUUUUGUGAGGGACGCACGCUUGGGUGUAGUGAUAGGUUGUCGGUGGUUUGGUUGGAUGCUGAGGGACGCAGGCUUGGUUGGUGGAGGGGGGUGACGAUGGAGCGGUGUGUUGUUAGUUAG